AUGAAGGCUCUCACCCCAGUUCGUCCCCAGAAGGAUUCUUCGAACUGCAGCGAGUUCGCUUUGCGUUGCUUGUCGGAACACAGCCUGAACAUCGCCCGGUGCAAAAUGGAAGAGGAAGAUCUCUUUUGCCUGCAGUACGACAUGAACGACUGCUACACCAGACUGAAGCGCCUUGUUCCCACUAUACCGCAGGAUAAGAAAGUCAGUAAAGUGGAAAUCCUUCAGCAUGUGAUAGACUACAUUCUGGACCUGCAGUUAGCGCUGGAGACUCACCCUGCUCUGCUUAAACAGCAACACGGGACAUGCCCGUCCGGCUCAAACAGGACACCAUUGACGGCUCUCAACACUGAACAGGUAAGCAUCCCCGAGGUUCGUGAUGCAGGGUAG
Messenger RNA from Anguilla anguilla (European eel), 387 nucleotides. RefSeq names its product inhibitor of DNA binding 4 (gene id4). Gene Ontology annotation, biological process: cell differentiation; negative regulation of transcription by RNA polymerase II; circadian regulation of gene expression. Gene Ontology annotation, molecular function: transcription regulator activity; protein dimerization activity. NCBI's taxonomy places the organism in Eukaryota, Metazoa, Chordata, Actinopteri, Anguilliformes, Anguillidae. The transcript has a single exon. Gene Ontology annotation, cellular component: cytoplasm; nucleus. Bases 1 to 387 code for a protein of 128 amino acids. The record is from RefSeq and is a predicted model, not a curated record.